This is a messenger RNA of Humulus lupulus (European hop), 2156 nucleotides long. RefSeq lists its product as uncharacterized. The record is from RefSeq and is a predicted model, not a curated record. Lineage: Eukaryota; Viridiplantae; Streptophyta; Magnoliopsida; Rosales; Cannabaceae. The coding region runs from base 434 to 1786 and encodes 450 amino acids. The transcript has 5 exons. Gene Ontology annotation, biological process: lipid catabolic process.
ACCAUUUGAUCAUUGAUGGACGGACACAAAAUUUUCCCUACGGGUGGGAAAAAAAUAGGGUUCCCCACAUUAAAAUUACCAUAUAUAUAUGUAUAUAAAGUUGUUAAAAAACAUGUAUAAUAUAGUAUUAAUAAUAUAAAUUUGUUAAUAUAAAUAUAAUAAUAUUGAAAAAAAAAGUAAAAAGAAAUAAAUUAAUAAAAAUAUUUAUUUAUUUUCGGUGUGGCAGAGGCAGACUAGCACAACCUGUAUUGCCCAAAUGUGACUUCCUUUCCCAUGUGAGCUCACACUGUUACACACACAACAUGACAUGACCCUUCUUUGGGAGUAGCUCAAAGCUCCAUUGGCCAUGGGAAUGGCAUGAGUAUGACCCAGCCCUCCCUCCUUCCCUCCACCUUAAACACAAUCGAACUCCUUUCUCUUUCAUACGACAACGAUGUCGGUGUCGUGUGGCGUGGAGUGCGUGCUGAUAUUGGGCUGUAUGCGUUGGGCCUGGAAACGCUGUACCUACGUGGGCUCCGACGACAGCGCCACCUGGCCCAACGCCACCGCCGGCGAGUUCGAGCCCGUUCCCCGCAUAUGCCGCCUUAUCUUCGCGGUCAAUGAGCCCGAUCUUCGAUACCCACAAUUCUUUUGCCCACGCCCCGGCCAGAGCCUCAACCCAGACUGCCGCAUCAAGCGAGUCACCUAUGAGCAGACCCAAGGCCGAUCUCCUCCCUACAUCAUCUAUAUCGAUCACGAGCACCGCGAGAUCGUCCUCGCCAUUCGUGGCCUCAAUCUGGUCAAGGAGAGUGACUACAAGCUUCUCUUGGACAAUCGAAUCGGUAUGCAGAUGUUCGAUGGCGGUUACGUCCACCAUGGCCUCCUCAACUCCGCCAUUUGGCUUCUGAACGAGGAGUCUGAAACGCUCAAGCGUCUGUGGCUGGAGAAUGGUUCGGAGUACCGGAUGGUGUUCGCAGGGCACUCUUUGGGGUCCGGCGUCGCCGCGCUUUUGACGGUAAUUGUGGUCAACCACAGGGAUCGACUGGGUGGGAUUCCGAGGAGUAAGGUUCAGUGCUACGCGAUUGCUCCUGCUCGGUGUAUGUCCCUCAAUUUGGCCGUUAAGUAUGCUGAUGUCAUCCAAUCCAUCAUCUUACAGGAUGAUUUCUUACCAAGAACAGCCACUCCAUUAGAAGAUAUAUUCAAAUCAGUCUUCUGCUUGCCCUGCUUAUUAUUUUUGGUGUGUUUAAGAGAUACCUUCAUUCCAGAAGGUAGAAAACUUAGAGACCCCCGAAGACUUUAUGCUCCAGGAAGAAUGUACCAUAUUGUGGAGCGAAAAUUUUGCAGAUGUGGGAGAUAUCCCCCAGAAGUCAGGACUGCCAUUCCUGUUGAUGGGAGAUUCGAGCAUAUAGUGUUAUCAUGUAAUGCCACAUCCGAUCAUGCACUUAUUUGGAUAGAAAGGGAAGCAGAGAAGGCUUUAGGAAUAAUGAAGGAAGGUCGUUCAGAUACCGUAACCACGCCUCCAAAAGUUCAAAAACUUGAAAGGCUGCAGACCUUUGAAAAAGAACACAAGGAUGCUUUAGAAAGGGCUGUUAGUUUGAAUAUACCUCACGCUGCCACUUCAGAUGAAGAACCUCAUGAUGACCAAAAUACAGAAGCUUCCGAUGGUCAGAAUGAAAACUCUGCAGAAACCGUAUUGAACUCAGGUCGGGGAAGGACGAACUGGGAUGAAGUAGUUGAGAAUCUUUACAAGAAAAAAGUGUCUGGAAGUGUACAACAAACUAGUAAUACCAGUGACCCAACACAAUAGUGCACCGUCCAUAUAUGCUCUUCCCUGCCUGUGCUUAGGAUUAGUUUGAGUGCACCGUCCAUAUAUGCUCUUCCCUGCCUGUGCUUAGGAUUAGUUUGAGUGUUUCAUCCCUGGUUCUUUUGUUAGCCAUUUUUCAAAAUGCUAGGUUUUGUAUAUUUUAUCAUGUAUCUAUCGAGGAUUAUAUCAUACAGAACCGCGUCUAUUAAUCCCUUGACAACAAGAGAACAUACCAUAGCAGAGGAAAACAUAAUUUAUAAGGAUUUACACCGUUUGAGAGGCAUCAGAUCAGGUCUAUUUUUUUUAAGGGGUAUUUGUGGCCUAAAGACCUAAUGUUACAUAUAAAUACCUAAUAUUUUAUUUUUAUUUUUUA